AUGUCUGAAAUAAUUGACUUGCUACUUGCGACGCCCUCUUCAAUGCAGGAUAACGUCACCACACUUAGCACAGUUUUGUGUCUUUUUCGUGGAGUUGUCUCCCUUGUUGGAGUCGUAGGCAACUCUCUGACGAUCCGGACAUUUAUCGCUAUGGGACUUAAAGACGGGGUGACUCUGUCGUUCUUGUUCCUCUCUGUCUGUGAUCUAUUGUUUCUUGUGUUAGAAGGCGCAUCUUCGAUCUCAUGCGUCUUUGUCUGUGUUGAACGAGUCAGUAAUUAUACAACUUACUUCCCCGUGGAUCCAUACAGUGUAGAUUUUUAUCUGCUACUGUGUGCAAGCGAGUUCUAUCAUUGCGCCAUGGUCACUAUAAUAUUUCUUGCCAUUGUCCGAUGCCUGAGCGUGGCCUCGCCAUUGUGGUUUAGAAACAAAUUAGGAACUAAAUUAGUCUCCAUCGUUGCUAGUUCGGUGAUUGCCAUAUCUGUUUUUGCAAUUGAAAUUCCAAUUUUCGCCUUCAUGGGGAUUAUACCCCAGUUUGAUAAAAACACAAACACAACCAGAGCAUUAUUUUGGGCAUCGCCUAAGUGGCAUAUAGUGACAGAUGUCAUUUGGACUGUCAUGGGGCUCAUUUUAACCAACUGUGUUCAAAUAAUAUUGCUAAUAUCUGCUAUUGCCAUGAAAAUCGUUCUCACAAAAGCGCUAUCGUUUAGAAAAAAGUGCACGUUAGCCCAUAACGACACAAACACAAGCUACAGUGACGUCACCCACACAGAGAGCAAACUGCAGUUAACCAGCAAGGAAAUCAGGAUAACCCAGCAGUUGUUCGUCCUCUCGCUGACCUACAUCAUCAGCAACACGCCAAGAGCUUGCUUCCAUCCGCCACAACUACUCUUCCCAGAGCUCUCCAUAUUUGGGAAACACGGAAGAUUAUUUGAAGUCAUUGACGUCAUUGUACACACGUGUCAGUGUGUAUUUUGUUGCGGUAAUGUCCUCAUCUAUUUGAGAUUCAACUCCAGAUUUCGUCAAUUGUUUUGGAGAAAUUUUAAUAACAAACAAGCAUAA
Messenger RNA from Physella acuta, 1059 nucleotides. RefSeq names its product galanin-like G-protein coupled receptor npr-9. Lineage: Eukaryota; Metazoa; Mollusca; Gastropoda; Physidae. The record is from RefSeq and is a predicted model, not a curated record.